CGGGGCCUGAUGGGAGCCACGUCUGUGCUGGUCGGGGGCUGAGCCGCGAUUGGCGUCCGCAGCGCGGUUCGGGGGUUGCUGGGAAGAUGGCGGACUCGGUGGCCUGCCGAUGAGGAGGCCGCGGGGGGAGCCCAGCUCCCGGGCCCCGAGACCGACUGAGGGAGCGACCGGCGCGGGGCCUGGGGAGCCAUGGUCUCCAUCACCCAACUCCAUGCUUCGAGUCCUGCUCUCUGCCCAGGCCUCCGCUGCUCGGCUGUCUGGCCUGCUGCUGCUCCCGCCAGUACAGCCCUGCUGUCUGGGGCCCAGCAAGUGGGGGGACCGGCCUCCUGGAGGAGGCCUCCACGCAGGCCCUGUGCAAGGGCUACAGCGGCUUCUGGAACAGGCGAGGAGCCCUGGGGAGCUGCUGCGUUGGCUGGGCCAGAACCCCACCAAGGUGCGCGCCCAUCACUACCCUGUGGCACUUCGUCGUCUGGGCCAGCUCUUGGGGUCUCAGCCACGGCCCCCUCCCGUGGAGCAGGCCACACUACAGGACUUGAGUCAGCUCAUCAUCCGAAACUGCCCCUCCUUUGAUAUUCACACCAUCCACGUGUGUCUGCACCUUGCAGUCUUACUUGGCUUCCCAUCAGAUGGGCCCCUGAUGUGUGCCCUGGAGCAGGAGAGAAGGUUCCGCCUCCCUCCGAAGCCACCUCCCACUCUGCAACCUGGCCUGCGCAGCGGGCAGAGAUUGGAAGCUGCUCUGAGCUGCCCUCGUUUCCUGAGGCGUCCGCAGCAGCACCUCAUCCGCAGCCUGGCAGAGGCCAGGCCAGAGGAACUGACUCCCCACGUGAUGGUGCUCCUGGCCCAGCACCUGGCCCGGCACCGGUUGCGGGAGCCCCAGCUUCUGGAAGCCAUUGCCCACUUCCUGGUGGUCCAGGAAGCCCAGCUCAGCAGCAAGGUGGUACAGAAGUUGGUGCUGCCCUUUGGGCGGCUGAACUACUUGCCCCUGGAACAGCAGUUUAUGCCCUGCCUUGAGAGGAUCCUGGCUCGGGAAGCAGGGGUGGCUCCCCUGGCUACUGUCAACAUCUUGAUGUCACUGUGCCAGCUUCGGUGCCUGCCCUUCAGAGCCCUGCACUUUGUCUUUUCCCCAAGUUUCAUCAACCACGUCAGCGGCACCCCUCAUGCCCUGAUUGUGCGGCGCUACCUCUCCCUGCUAGACACGGCCGUGGAGCUGGAGCUUCCAGGAUACCGGGGUCCCCGCCUUCCCCGAAGGCAGCAAGUGCCCAUCUUCCCCCAGCCACUCAUCACUGACCGUGCCCGCUGCAAGUACAGACUUCCUGCUGUGUGUCAGCAGCUCUGGUGCUGUGCUUCCCGUGAGGACCCAGGACCCCUUCCUACCCUACCCUCCCAGGUCCUGUCCCCAGGGCCAGGCUGCCUCUCAGCCCACCACCCACGACCCUGCCCAGAGGGUGGUGCUGAUGCUGCGGGAACGUUGGCAUUUCUGCCGGGACGGCCGAGUGCUGCUGGGCUCCCGGGCCCUACGGGAGCGGCACCUGGGCCUGCUGGGCUACCAGCUCCUGCCGCUACCUUUCGAGGAACUGGAGUCACAGAGAGGCCUGCCCCAGCUCAAGAGCUACCUGAGGCAGAAGCUCCAGGCCUUGGGCCUCCGCUGGGGGCCGGAAGGGGGGUGAGGGGGGUGCACAUGGGGCUCAGGAUGACCCCCCCCAAUGGGGGGGUGGGCAGUUUGCACUUUGGCUCUCUAUAUUUUGGUUUCUCAUUAAAGUCCCUUUCCUUCCCCAUCGUGCAUCUCGUUUCUGGGACAGGGAGCGGGCUGCCCCCCCCCCUUUUCCAUCCACGCUUCCUCCCCAUACAGAGACAGAAGGCCAGGGGUAGGUGGGGGCUGAAGCACUUUACUGGUGGGGGAGUGGGGAUGGUAUGGGGACUUUAA
Messenger RNA from Mirounga angustirostris (Northern elephant seal), 1924 nucleotides. It is a transcript of the gene FASTK, whose product is annotated as Fas activated serine/threonine kinase. The record is from RefSeq and is a predicted model, not a curated record. Gene Ontology annotation, cellular component: mitochondrial matrix; ribonucleoprotein granule. The transcript is spliced from 9 exons. Lineage: Eukaryota; Metazoa; Chordata; Mammalia; Carnivora; Phocidae. Gene Ontology annotation, biological process: mitochondrial RNA processing; regulation of mitochondrial mRNA stability. The coding region runs from base 110 to 1924 and encodes 604 amino acids. Gene Ontology annotation, molecular function: RNA binding.